Alosa sapidissima (American shad) is the source of this 7397-nucleotide messenger RNA. RefSeq names its product ADP-ribosylation factor guanine nucleotide-exchange factor 1 (brefeldin A-inhibited) (gene arfgef1). The coding region runs from base 200 to 6064 and encodes 1954 amino acids. The record is from RefSeq and is a predicted model, not a curated record. NCBI's taxonomy places the organism in Eukaryota, Metazoa, Chordata, Actinopteri, Clupeiformes, Clupeidae. Gene Ontology annotation, biological process: regulation of ARF protein signal transduction. Gene Ontology annotation, molecular function: guanyl-nucleotide exchange factor activity. The transcript is spliced from 40 exons.
UUAACGUGCGUGACGUCGUUUCCUUCCAACAUGGCGCAGGCAGGUCGCUGAUGGAAAACUGAGGGAUUUACCCCACCUUCUGGGUUUAUUUAUGUUUGUCUAUCAAGGCCAGAAUCGGUGUAGUUUUUAAAGGAAUACAUACAUUUGAAGAGUAUUUCGCCUUUGGGACAGGUCUUCCUCGCCCCAUUUGCAGCGCGUCAUGUAUGAAGGCAAAAAAACGAAAAACAUGUUUUUAACCCGAGCUUUGGAAAAGAUCUUGGCCGACAAGGAGGUUAAAAAGGCUCACCAUUCUCAACUGCGCAAAGCUUGUGAGGUGGCAUUGGAGGAGAUCAAGGCAGAGUCGGAGAAGUUAAGCAAUCUGCUCUCUUGCAGUCCGCCCACGGGAGACAGCAAAUCAGGUUCCAGCACUCUGCCGCCAAUCAAAUCAAAGACCAACUUCAUCGAGGCAGAUAAGUACUUCUUGCCGUUUGAGUUGGCCUGUCAGUCCAAAUGUCCACGCAUCGUAAGCACAUCACUAGACUGUUUACAGAAAUUAAUUGCAUAUGGCCACCUGACGGGGAGCGCCCCAGACAACACCACCCCGGGCAAGAAGCUCAUCGACAGGAUAAUCGAGACCAUAUGCGGCUGCUUCCAGGGCCCCCAGACGGACGAGGGCGUACAGCUCCAGAUCAUUAAGGCCUUGCUCACAGCAGUAACGUCCCAGAAUAUCGAGAUCCACGAGGGGACCGUCCUCCAGGCAGUGCGGACAUGCUACAACAUCUACCUGGCCAGCAAGAACCUCAUCAACCAGACCACGGCCAAGGCCACGCUCACCCAAAUGCUGAAUGUCAUCUUCGCCCGCAUGGAGAACCAAGCACUUACAAAUCACAAGAUUACUUGGGCUAUGGCUUCCAGAAAGCGUGAUCGUCAGCUCCAGGAGGCGAAGCAGAUGGAGCGCGAGCGGCACCGGCAGCACUCCCCCCUCAGUCAGCAGGAGCCGGACUCUCCCCAGCAGCCCCAACCCCAGACCCCCCAGACCCCCCAGACCCCCCAGACCCCGCAGACCCCUCAGACGCCCCAGACGCCCCAGACCCCUCAGCAGCAGCAUGCCAGCAGCAGCACGCCUCCAGCCAAGGCACCCCCACCCCUGCCACCGCCCCAGGAGCCCGCCGAGGGAGGGGGGAAGAGCGAGCCCGAGACCGAGGCCGAGCAGGGCAAUGGGGGCUCCACCGAGACCCCCCACUACGAGAACCCCGAGCCCGAGAACGGCUCUGAGUUCUGCGCCGCCGAGAACGAGCAGACUGAAGCUGACCAGGCCACCGCCGCUGCGGCGCAGAGUGCAGCACAGAACAGCAUGGACGCUGUUGUGGAAGAAGGGACUCCGAACUAUGAAGAAAAGGCCCAGGAGAUUGUUCAGAGCAUCCUGCAGGAAGUGGUCAACACAGUGGCAGGAAGGCACUGCCUGGACCCUGUUCAUCUGUGUUCAGAUGCCAAGGAUGGGGGCGGCGAGGCCGAGCCUGAGGUCGAAGCCGAGCCUGAGGUCGAAGCCGAGCCGGUCGAGGCCGAGCCAGCCGAGGGCACCCCGAACUCGCUGGAGGACGAGGGGACGCUGGGCAGUGACAGCGAGAAUGUGCACGCCAACGGCAUCCCCGGCACACCCAUCUCGGCCAGCUUUACUCCGUCCCUGCCUGACGACAGGCUGUCCGUCUCCUCUAACGACACUCAGGAAUCGGGAACUACAGGGCCUGCACCUGGUGCCAAGUUCUCCCACAUUCUGCAAAAGGAUGCCUUCUUAGUUUUCCGCUCUCUCUGCAAGCUGUCUAUGAAGCCCCUCUCCGAUGGUCCCCCAGAUCCAAAGUCCCACGAGCUGCGGUCGAAGGUGCUGUCGCUGCAGCUGCUGCUGUCCAUCCUGCAGAACGCCGGGCCCAUCUUCAAGACCAACGAGAUGUUCAUCAACGCCAUCAAGCAGUACCUGUGCGUGGCGCUCUCCAAGAACGGCGUCUCGGCCGUGCCCGAGGUCUUCGAGCUCUCGCUCUCCAUCUUCCUCACGCUGCUGUCCAACUUCAAGACCCAUCUCAAGAUGCAAAUUGAGGUGUUUUUCAAGGAGAUUUUUCUGUACAUUCUUGAGACGUCCACUAGCUCCUAUGACCAUAAGUGGAUGGUCAUUCAGACUCUUACCAGGAUAUGUGCCGAUGCCCAGAGUGUGGUGGACAUUUAUGUGAACUAUGAUUGUGAUUUGAAUGCUGCUAAUAUUUUCGAAAGGCUCGUCAAUGACCUUUCCAAGAUUGCACAGGGACGUGCAGGCCAUGAGCUUGGCACGACCCCCGUACAGGAGCUGACCCUGAGAAAGAAGGGGCUGGAAUGUCUGGUGUCCAUCCUCAAGUGCAUGGUGGAGUGGAGCAAAGAUCAAUACGUCAACCCCAACUCCCAGACCAGCCUGGGUCAAGAGAAGCCUUCAGAGCUGGACACAAAUGACAGCAAGCACCCGGAGACUAUUAACCGCUAUGGCAGCAUCAACUCUCUGCUGAAGACGGCCUCCUCGGGCAUCGGGAGCUACAGCACACAGAUGUCCGGCACCGACAACCCCGAGCAGUUUGAGGUCCUCAAGCAGCAGAAGGAGAUCAUAGAGCAGGGCAUUGACCUGUUCAACAAGAAACCAAAGAGGGGCAUCCAGUACCUGCAGGAGCAAGGCAUGCUGGGAACCACUCCGGAGGACCUUGCCCAGUUUUUACACCAAGAGGACAGGCUUGAUUCUACUCAGGUGGGAGAGUUUCUAGGGGACAACGAUCGCUUUAACAAAGAGGUCAUGUACGCCUACGUGGACCAGAUGGACUUCCAGGGCAAGGACUUUGUGUCGGCGCUCCGUUUGUUCCUCGAGGGCUUCCGUCUCCCUGGGGAGGCCCAGAAGAUUGAUCGGCUGAUGGAGAAGUUCGCUGCUAGAUACUUAGAAUGCAACCAGGGACAAACCCUGUUUGCGAGUGCAGACACUGCAUACGUCCUGGCCUACUCAAUCAUCAUGUUGACCACAGACCUCCACAGCCCACAGGUAAAAAAUAAAAUGACAAAGGAGCAGUACAUCAAGAUGAACAGAGGGAUUAACGACAGUAAAGACCUCCCAGAGGAGUAUCUGUCAGCCAUCUACGACGAGAUUGCCGGCAAGAAGAUUUCUAUGAAGGAGACAAAGGAAUUAACCAUCAAAUCUAAUAAACAGAGUGUGGCCAGUGAGAAGCAGAGGCGGCUGCUGUAUAACGUGGAGAUGGAGCAGAUGGCCAAGACGGCCAAAGCCCUGAUGGAGGCGGUCAGUCAUGUCCAGGCCCCCUUCACUAGCGCCACACACCUGGAGCACGUCAGGCCCAUGUUUAAGCUGGCAUGGACGCCCUUCCUGGCGGCCUUCAGCGUGGGCCUGCAGGACUGUGAUGACACCGAGGUGGCCUCGCUCUGUCUGGAGGGCAUCCGCUGCGCCAUCAGGAUAGCCUGCAUCUUCACCAUCCAGCUGGAGCGGGAUGCGUAUGUCCAGGCUCUUGCUCGCUUCACCCUGCUGACCGCCAGCUCGGGCAUCACUGAGAUGAAGCAGAAGAACAUCGACACCAUCAAGACCCUCAUCACCGUCGCCCACACAGACGGAAACUACCUGGGCAACUCAUGGCUUGAGAUCCUGAAGUGCAUCAGUCAGCUGGAGCUGGCACAGCUCAUCGGUACUGGGGUGAAGGCCCGCUACAUCUCAGGGACGGUGCGCAGCAAAGACGGCUUCAUCACCAGCACCAAGGAGCAGAACUCCGACGAGUACCUGGGGCUGGUGGGGGGGACUGUGGAUCGUAAGCAGAUCGCCAGCAUCCAGGAGUCCAUCGGCGAGACCAGCUCACAGAGUGUGGUGGUGGCUGUGGACAGGAUAUUUACAGGCUCCACCAGACUGGAUGGCAAUGCAAUUGUUGACUUUGUGCGCUGGCUGUGUGCCGUGUCCAUGGACGAGUUGGCCUCGCCUACACACCCGCGCAUGUUCAGCCUGCAGAAGAUCGUGGAGAUCUCCUACUACAACAUGGGCCGCAUCCGCCUGCAGUGGUCCCGCAUCUGGGAGGUCAUCGGGGACCAUUUCAACAAGGUCGGUUGCAAUCCUAACGAGGACGUGGCCAUCUUCGCCGUGGACUCUCUGCGGCAGCUGUCCAUGAAGUUCCUGGAGAAGGGGGAGCUGGCCAACUUCCGCUUCCAGAAGGACUUCCUGCGGCCGUUUGAGCACAUCAUGAAGAAGAACAGAUCUCCCACCAUCAGGGACAUGGUGGUCCGCUGCAUCGCUCAGAUGGUCAACUCUCAGGCCGGCAACAUCCGCUCCGGCUGGAAGAACAUCUUCUCAGUGUUCCAUCUGGCGGCGUCUGACCAGGACGAGAGCAUCGUGGAGCUGGCCUUCCAGACCACUGGACACAUCGUCACGAAUGUAUUUGAGAAGCACUUCCUGGCCACCAUCGACUCCUUUCAGGAUGCGGUCAAGUGCCUGUCCGAGUUUGCCUGCAAUGCCUCCUUUCCUGACACAAGCAUGGAAGCCAUCCGCCUCAUCCGACACUGCGCCAAAUAUGUGUCCGACCGGCCACAGUCGUUCAAAGACUACACCAGUGAUGACAUGAGCGUGGCCCCUGAGGACCGUGUGUGGGUGCGGGGCUGGUUCCCCAUCCUCUUUGAGCUCUCCUGCAUCAUCAACAGGUGCAAGCUGGACGUCAGGACAAGGGGCCUGACGGUGAUGUUUGAGAUCAUGAAGACCUACGGACACACCUUCGAGAAGCACUGGUGGCAGGACCUGUUCCGGAUCGUCUUCAGAAUCUUCGACAACAUGAAGCUGCCUGAGCAGCAGACAGAGAAAGCAGAAUGGAUGACCACAACCUGCAACCAUGCACUUUAUGCCAUUUCCGACGUGUUCACACAGUACUUUGAGUCCCUCAGUGACGUCCUGCUGGAUGAUAUCCUCGCCCAGCUUUAUUGGUGUGUCCAGCAAGAUAAUGAGCAGCUGGCCAGAUCGGGCACCAACUGUCUGGAGAACGUGGUCAUUCUGAACGGGGAGAAGUUCAGUCCAGAGACCUGGGACAAGACCUGCAACUGCAUGCUGGACAUCUUCAAGACCACCAUCCCUCACGCGCUCUUAACAUGGAGGCCGGAAGGUGAUAUCACACAUAUGGACUCAGACAAGCAGCUGGACUCAAUUUCCCAGAAGUCAAUAGACAUCCAGGCACGCACAGAAGAUCAGCAGUCCAUCAACAGCAUGGAGAAGGUCCCUAUGGACAACCGGAGACAGUCUCAGUUCAGCACAGUCUCGGGCAUGAAUGAGGACGGCCCCAGAGCAAGGACCCCUACAAAGAUCCUGGAGCAGAGGUUGUUCGCUGCCCUCCUCAUCAAAUGUGUGGUCCAGUUGGAGCUCAUUCAGACCAUAGACAACAUCGUCUUCUUCCCUGCCACCAGUAGGAAGGAGGACGCUGAGAACUUUGCCGCUGCUCAGAGGGACGCGCUGGACGCAGACGUGCCCGUGGAGAGGCAGGACCAGGGCAUGUACCGCUACCUGACCUCCGCACAGCUCUUCAAGCUGCUCGACUGCCUGCUGGAGUCGCAUCGCUUUGCCAAGGCCUUCAACUCCAACAACGAGCAGAGGACCGCACUCUGGAAGGCCGGUUUCAAGGGGAAGUCCAAGCCCAACCUGCUGAAGCAGGAGACCAGCAGCCUGGCGUGUGGUCUGCGCAUCCUCUUCCGCAUGUACACCGACCCCUCACGCCAGGACGCCUGGGAGGAGGUGCAGCAGCGCCUGCUCAAUGUGUGCAGUGACGCCGUGGCCUACUUCCUCACCCUGACCUCGGAGAGUCACCGGGAGGCCUGGACCAACCUGCUGCUCCUCUUCCUCACCAAGGUCCUGAAGAUCAGCGACGACAGGUUCAAAGCCCAUGCCAGUCGGUACUACCCCCUGCUGUGUGAGAUCAUGCAGUUUGACCUGAUUCCAGAGCUCAGGGCUGUUCUGCGGAAGUUCUUCUUGAGAAUUGGGAUGGUGUUCCAAAUCGCCCAGCUGCCUGCAGCUGAGCAGGGAGCUUCUGAGGACGCCACCCAGGAGGUCUAGAACCUUCCAUGGGCAUUAAGACGAGCUCCCCCUUUCUCCCCCAGAAAGUCCCUCACAGACAACCCAUCAUAAACCAAACCACAACCCACUUCUAUUUACCCGUCCAAAUGGUUCUUGUCUUUUCUCCCCCCCCAACCACCGGAGGGCGCUAAGGAGCCCCUACCAGAUAGGACUUCAUCCUCUGCCUGCUUCCCCUUUCUUCAUCACUCAGCAGUACUUCAGCAGACCUUCUAGAUUCUAGAAAGUAUCAGAAUUUUCCUGGAGUCUUUGCAUCGAGAAUAUCACAGAAUCUGGGUCGGGGAAAAACAUCCCCUUCACUGAACUAAUGGCCACGCUUUGUACAGUAGCAUAUAUCAUCUAAAGGAUCAUACCGGCGAAUAUAAUGACAACUAUUCAAAUUACAUGACUUCUGAAACACUUCAGAAGGCUGAUAUAUUUAAAAAAGGGGUGUUUCUUGCUUUGUCUCGACAUUAUCUUAAAAAGCUAUUCUGAAUGAAAAAGGUUUCAAACAUCAAGCAAAAGAUCAUUGAUUAGUUCCAACAAGUGAGUAACGCGUGUUACUCGACGAUCCUAAUUUUUGUUUCACAUUGCUAAUGGCUAACAUUAGCAUUGAUAGCUCCUUGGAUGAAACUAGUUGUACAGACAUGCAGCUUUGUAAAAUAAUCUCAUAACACUAGAUUUUAUUUCUGUAUUUUUUGUUUUGGUUUCUCUGAAUUUUGCUGCACUUGUUUUCUUUAUCAAAAUGCACUGGAGAUUUUUACUUUUGUGAUAAUUUAUUUAACUAUGCCAUCUCUCCCCGAUUGUCCAAUGAGAUUUCUAAUUGAUUGCUACAAUAUAAACUGAUAAGUUAAAUUAUUCCAUUUUAUAUGUACUGACACUUUUUUAAUUAAGAGAAAAAUGUCCGCAAGUCCGCAUCUGGGAUUCUCUUGAAAACUGGAACUUCAGAAAAAAAACAAAGAGCUGAUGAGGUGUGUGUGAACUGCAUCUGAUUUCACUGGUCUGUAUCCCUGUUUGGAGUAGGUUUCACUGUAUGUGUACAAAUUAAGAAAAAAAUUUAAUAUAUUUAAAUCUUUUUUUUUGUUUGUUUGUUUUCGGGGUGGGUUGUAUGUAUAGAACAUAUGAAUAAUGUUAGCUGCGCUUCAAACAUUUGAUGAUGGUGUGUGGAUCUGAAGCAUUCCUGGUUUGGGUGAAUAGAAGAAGAAAUGUAUAAUGGUACAGCACUGUAAAGUUUUCUAUGUGGAAAAAAAUAAGCCUGUACAACAUUCUGUACAAAGCUGGUUAUCAUCCGAAGCAUUCUAAUCAGGUCAUAGGUCAAUAAAGUUUUUGAACUUGG